Exophiala bonariae is the source of this 1479-nucleotide messenger RNA. RefSeq lists its product as uncharacterized. Lineage: Eukaryota; Fungi; Ascomycota; Eurotiomycetes; Chaetothyriales; Herpotrichiellaceae. The coding region runs from base 1 to 1479 and encodes 492 amino acids. Gene Ontology annotation, cellular component: membrane. The record is from RefSeq and is a predicted model, not a curated record. Gene Ontology annotation, molecular function: acyltransferase activity, transferring groups other than amino-acyl groups. Gene Ontology annotation, biological process: polysaccharide biosynthetic process. The transcript has a single exon.
AUGUCUCGCUCCCUACUCGAUGGCGAACUCGCGGAAAAAGGCCUUCGUGGAGACCUUCUACAAGAGAACCGAAUAGGCACAAAGCUUGUAAAGAUAACCGGCUCAUUCUUUGCUAUGUUGCGCGGUACAGUCGAGUCUCGCAAACCAGCCAGGCAGACAUCAUUGAGAAGCACGGCCUAUCUGGAUGGCCUAAGAGGGUUCGCCGCUCUGAUGGUUUAUGUCGUGCACCACGAGGGUUGGGGUCACUCAAAUAUUGAAGGCAGCAACUCGUUCCUGGAAGAUGCAUUUGGUUACAAGGGCCAAUACUAUUUUGUCGGCCUCCCUGGAAUGCGCCUGCUAUUCACUGGGCACGUCGCUGUGCCUAUAUUUUUUGUCGUCUCGGGCUACGUCUUGGCGUGCAAACCCCUAACGUUGCUCCACGCAGGCGAGCACCUACAACUGGUCGACAACCUGGCAUCUGCGUUAUUUAGGCGAUGGUUGCGGCUCUAUCUGCCUAUAAUCGCGGUCACCUUCACCUGGAUCACCAUCUGGCAUGUCUUCGGCCUACGGCACACCGAUUCAUUCAGCGAUCCACCCGAAUCUACAUUUAGGGACGAGGUCUGGAAAUGGUAUUGCGACUUCAAGAAUUUCAGCUUCGUCUUUGAGAAUGAACCAUGGAACAAAUACGAUGCGCCAACUUGGACUAUCCCCAAAGAGUUCCGGGGUUCCAUCGUUGUCUGGACUGCCCUGCUCUCCUUUUCACGCUUCACGAGAAAUGCACGCCUGUGUUGUGAGGCCGGCCUGGUGUUCUACUUCCUCUACAUCGUCGACGGUUGGUAUUGUGCUGCAUUUGUUAUAGGACUUAUGCUUUGCGAUCUUGAUCUGCUGGCCCAAAAGAAUAACCUACCAGCUAUAUUUUAUCGACUCAGCAAGUGGCAAGGCCGAAUCUUUCUCACAAUGUUUAUUACCGGUAUUUACCUGGGUGGAGUUCCAAGCGUCACCAACGACAUUGAACACUUGAAAGAGUCGCCUGGAUGGCACUAUCUGGCCAUGCUUAAACCGCAAGCUGUUUUCGACUUUCGCAACUUUUACCGCCUGAUUGGUGCGACUCUCAUCAUGGUCGCCAUGCCCAGGCUGCCUUGGAUCAAGGGAUUUUUCGAGCUAUCGUUCUGCCAGUACUUGGGCCGAAUAUCGUACUCCUUCUACCUGAUCCAUGCACUUAUCCACUGGGCGAUUGGAGAUCGGAUCUAUGCUGCUGUAGGCCGAGUACGUCCGGGACACGAGGUUGUGGCGGCUGCAUGGAUGAAUCGAUUCACUCUGCCUGAUUAUGGCCCCUUUGGAUUAGAAGUGAAUUUUCUGGUCCCGCAUUUGGUGUUGGUGCCGAUGACUUUCUGGAUUUCAGAACUGUGCACCAGACUAUUUGAUCAACCCAGUACAAAAGCUGCAUCGUAUCUGUACAAUUUUUUGUUGGAUCAAAGUACGGUUUCGGAAAGACGGUAA